Molecule: messenger RNA, 4572 nt
Organism: Pygocentrus nattereri (red-bellied piranha)
Lineage: Eukaryota; Metazoa; Chordata; Actinopteri; Characiformes; Serrasalmidae
Gene: uba6
Product: ubiquitin like modifier activating enzyme 6
Exons: 33
Coding region: 110-3193 (1027 amino acids)
Biological process (GO): protein sumoylation
Cellular component (GO): cytoplasm; SUMO activating enzyme complex
Molecular function (GO): SUMO activating enzyme activity
Source: RefSeq, a predicted model, not a curated record
AGCGUGACAAACCAACAGGCCGCAGAAGAAGAAGCUGCUUUGGGCCCCUCACUCACACUGACAGAGUCCACAGGAAGAUCAGUAAGUCGUCCCUUCUCCCCACCCCAGCAUGGCCGACUCCAUGGAGAUAGAUGAUUCAUUGUACAGUCGGCAGCGGUACGUCCUGGGAGACCGUGCCAUGCAUCAGAUGGCCCAGUCCUCCGUGUUUUUGAGUGGAAUGGGGGCGCUGGGAGUGGAAAUAGCGAAGAACAUCGUCCUGGCUGGAGUGAAGGCGGUCACGUUGCAUGACAGCAGGCAGUGUGAAGUUUGGGAUCUGGGCACUAACUUCUUUAUUCGAGAGGAGGACGUUCACAGCCAGAAGAAAAGGGUGGAGGCUGUCCACUCCCGGGUGGCUGAAUUAAACCCCUAUGUUCAGGUCAGUGUGUCAACUGUUGCCCUGGAUGACAGCACUGAUCUCAGCUUCCUGCUUAAUUACCAGUGUGUCGUUCUAACAGAGACACGGCUGACCUUGCAGAAGCGGAUCAAUCAUUUUUGCCACUCCCAGCAGCCUCCCAUCAAGUUCAUUGGCUGUGACAUGUUUGGGAUCUGCUCGCGAGUGUUUUGUGAUUUCGGCGAUAGCUUUGAAGUGUCAGACCCGACGGGGGAGGAGUCCAAAGAGCUUUUCAUUCAGAACAUCACUCAGGACAAUCCCGGGGUGGUGACGUGCAUGGACAACCAUACACACGGGCUUCAGACAGGACAGAGUGUGUGUUUUAGAGAAAUCAACGGCAUGUCAGAGCUCAAUGGCAUCACACGGCAAGUUACAGUUGUCUCUCCCUACAGUUUUGCAAUAGGUGAUACUUCAUCCUUCCCACCGUAUCUCCAUGGUGGAAUCUUCCGCAUGAUCAAGAUCCCUAAGACCUACAGCUUUGAGACGAUGGAGCAGCAGUUACGUGAUCCUCGGCUUCUUAUUCCAGACUUCAGCAAACCUGAGGCUCCACUGCAGAUCCAUGCAACAAUGAUAGCUCUGGACAUGUUUCAGGAGCAACAUAAAAGGCUGCCCAGCAUAGGUUGUUUGCAGGAUUCUGAGGUCUUGCUGAAGCUCACAGAGGAGGUUAAUGAAACACUGAAAAACAAAGUGUGUGUGAACCCUUCGCUGGUGCGGUGCGUAUCACGCUGUGCAAGGGGCUGCCUCUCUCCCUUGGCAGCAGCAGUGGGGGGCAUCGCUAGUCAAGAAGUGCUGAAGGCUCUCACAGGGAAAUUCACACCACUUCAACAGUGGUUUUAUCUGGAUGCUUUAGAGGUGGUACAGCCCCUCCAGUCGCUUCCUGCAGAGGAGUUUGCCCCGAGGGGAGAUCGCUAUGAUGCUUUGAGGGCAUGUAUUGGUGAGCCGUUGUGUUCGGAUUUGCAUAAGCUUCAUAUUUUCAUGGUGGGCUGUGGUGCAAUAGGCUGUGAGAUGCUAAAGAAUUUUGCGCUGCUGGGCGUGGGAUUGGCCAGAUGCUCAGGAGAGGUUUGCGUUACGGAUCCAGAUCUAAUAGAGAAAUCUAACCUCAAUCGGCAGUUUCUUUUCAGACCUCAUCAUAUACAGAAGCCAAAGAGCCUCACAGCGGCUCAGGCUACAUUAGAGAUAAAUUCGGAGCUACAGAUAGCUGCACAGCUGAACAAAGUGUGUCCUGCCACAGAGGACAUGUACAACGAUGCCUUCUACUCACGCCUCAACCUGGUGGUCACUGCGCUGGAUAACGUGGAGGCCAGGAGAUACGUGGACAGUCGGAGUGUGUCCAAUCAGAAAGCUUUGCUUGACUCGGGUACCAUGGGGACAAAAGGUCACACGGAGAUCAUCGUGCCAUACCUGACCGAGUCCUACAACAGCCAUAGAGACCCACCUGAGGAGGAGAUUCCCUUCUGCACUCUUAAGUCUUUCCCUGCUGUGAUUGAGCAUACUAUACAGUGGGCCAGGGACAAGUUUGAAAGUGCCUUCUCACACAAGCCCUCCAUGUUCAACACGUUCUGGCAGAACCAUCUGUCAGCUGAAGAUGUAUUACAGAGGAUGAACCUGGGAGAGAGUAUGGAGGGGGGCUUUCAGGUCAUUAAGCUAUUGAGUCGUAGACCCACGCACUGGGAGCACUGCCUGGCCCUCGCCCGCCUCAAAUUCGACAAGUACUUCAAGAGAAAGGCACUACAACUACUGCACUCAUUUCCACUGGAUACACGACUAAAAGAUGGCAGUCUCUUCUGGCAGUCUCCCAAACGACCUCCAUCUCCUUUAGAGUUUGAUGUCAAAGACUCACUGCACUUUGGUUUCGUGGUCAGCACAGCUCGACUGUUUGCAGAAAUUUACAACGUGCCGUAUUCAGAAAAGAAUCUCUGUUAUGAUGCUGUAUCCAGUGUUUUGACGGAAGUGAAAAUUCCAGAAUACAGACCAGCAGAGAAGCAUAUAGAGACCGAUGAGACGGCGAAGAAGCCUGAUCAGCUGAAGCUGACCGUGAGCAGUGAGGAGGAGAGAGAAGCCAUAUCACAGCUAGAGGAGGUCAUCACCUCCGGCUUCAUCACACCAGAGAACUUGCGCAUGACACCGCUGAUCUUCGAGAAGGAUGACGACUCAAACGGUCACAUGGACUUUGUGGAGACAGCGUCAGCACUGCGGGCGCGCAUGUACUCCAUCGAGGCCGCCGACCGCCUUCAGACCAAGCGCAUCGCCGGCAAAAUCAUCCCUGCCAUUGCUACAGCAACUGCUGCUGUUGCUGGCCUGGUGGCCUUGGAGAUGAUUAAAGUUGUUGGUGGUUAUGGCUUUGAGUCAUUUAAAAACUGCUUCUUCAACCUGGCCAUUCCUGUUGUGGUUCUAACAGAGACGGCACAUGUUAAGAGGAUUCAGAUCAGAGAUGAUAUCUCAUUCUCUAUCUGGGAUCAGUGGUCAAUCACUGGUCAUGAGGACUUCACUUUGUCUGACUUCAUCAAUGCUGUCAGGGAAAAGUACGGCAUUGAACCCACCAUGGUAGUUCAUGGAGUGAAGAUGCUGUACGUUCCUGUCAUGCCUGGACACAGCAAGAGACUCAAACUGACAAUGCAGAAGCUGAUCAAGCCCUCAGCGGAAAGAAAGUACGUUGACCUCACUGUGUCUUUUGCUCCAGAAGCUGACGGAGAUGAGGAUCUGCCCGGCCCUCCAGUGCGCUACUACUUCAGCCACGAGGCAGAGAGUAGCGAGAGGGCCUGACGCGCUCACUCACACCCAUAUUACACCCCCUCCCCGAAUCCUGCCCUGUGGACCACUAGUGGAGUAGCACUUGAUCAGACUUGAUGUACAUAGUACAUUUUUUUUUUUUUGUUUUCUACGGGUUUGUUAUUUUAUUGCAUAGCUUUGUCUGUGCUGAUGCCUUAAGAAACAAAUAUUGUGCUUCAAUGUGAUAUUAAUAUGAUGAAUAUAAGAUUAUCAAUUAAGAGUAAACAGAUGACGAAAAAUAGUGUUUACACUCAACUUGAGGCUUAUGAUACCUACUGUUUUAUUCUGAGAGGAGGCAGAAAGGAAAAACCCGAUAAAUGGACAGUUUGCGGGGUAGAAUACAAGGAAUAACGGAUGCAACAGUAAUAUGAGUUGACUGAAUACUUUUCAAUGCCAGCUGGAAGGAAAGGAAUGAAGAGAAUGAGGCUGAAUUCACCGGUCACUGCAGUCUACACCAACUCUGAAAAUCUUUGUGAAAAGUUACGUUAAAGUCAGAGGUUCGUCAGAAUUACAAUUUGGCUCUGUGUGCUGCUUGUUUUGGAUUGUGGGGGUUCCAACAAUAACACUGGUGGUAGGAUUCGUUUAUUUCUGUUGACUUGAGGCCAGUGUUCUGCUUAAGAGAAAUGUAUAACCAAUAUAUGACAUAAAAAUGACACAUUUCUCCUUCUGCUUUGCAGCUGCGUUUAGCAUACUGAACAGUAAUCUCAAAGCCAACUCCUCCAACUCUGAGACUGGUCAUAAAAAGUGUUUGGAAUAUGGUCACGUAGGUGUUGUUUUAGCAGGUCAGUCAUCCUUGUGGAUGCUGUCAGAAGGACAAAUGCCUUCUCAUGUUUGCCACAUGGGGGAGCUGUGGUUAAUACAACCCUACAGGGCUCAUUAAUACUCAUUAGCCUUAGCACUCAUCUCAGAUAUUUGCUAACAUAAGUAUACGGCUUGUAUAAGCAUGACCACUGCCACACUGUUAAUGCUGUCCAUUCUCGGGAACAACAAUCAGGUUCCUUCCGCUCAGUUGGUUUGGAGGUCACUGUACUUGUUGCUGUACUGCAGUGAAUCCUAGCUGGCAUAGCUGCGUUAUCAAGGCCAAAUUACCCUAAAUUUUGAGCUUGCAAUGAUAAGUAGCCCCCAACAAAAUAGAAGAGAGAAGUGGUCUCAUGGGGGGAUGUGUUUUCUUUUGCUCCCUUUAAAAUGGGCAACGUUCCUUUGCACAGAACUCUUUCUGAUGAUGUCCUCUGUAUUCGUGACUAAAUGAUGUCAAACUUCACAGCAAAAUACCAGCGAUAGUCUAGUGAAGCGGUUUGAUCUUCUUACGCAUCAUUACUGUGACUGGGGUAUUCCUUUUGAAGGUCCAAUAAAAUUCACCUUUCAAAACCGUG